GAACAGGGAGAUCAGAGAAAGAGAAAGGGCCACGAGGGCAGAUUCCCGUGACAGUCUGUAUGUUGCUGUGUCUUUCAUACUAACUCAUAUCAUAAUAACAUAUACUCACACGCACAACACUCACUCUCUUCUCUCUCACACACUGCUCCCUGCCAAAUCUGCCGGCCGUCAUAUUCACCGGACGACAUGGAUUCCGUCAUUGAAUCCGCCUGGAAGUAUUUGAUCACUCACUUCAGUGACUUUCAGCUGGCUUGUAUUGGAAGUUUCCUCCUUCAUGAAAGUGUCUUUUUCUUGUCAGGGCUUCCGUUUAUCUAUCUCGAAAGGGCUGGUUGGCUAAGCAAGUACAAAAUUCAGAUGAAAAACAAUACUGCUGAAGCUCAGGAGAAAUGCAUUAGUCGUCUCUUGCUAUAUCAUUUCUGUGUCAACCUACCAGUUAUGCUUGUCUCGUAUCCAGUGUUCAGAUCCAUGGGAAUGAGAAGCAGUCUGCCAUUGCCGUCCUGGAAAGUAGUGUCUACACAGAUAUUCUUCUACUUUAUCAUAGAGGAUUUUAUAUUCUAUUGGGGUCACAGGGUUUUACAUACAAAAUGGUUGUACAAGCAUGUCCACAGUGUUCAUCACGAGUAUGCAACACCCUUUGGACUGACUUCAGAAUAUGCUCACCCUGCUGAAAUACUGUUUCUUGGUUUUGCCACGAUUGUUGGUCCUGCUAUCACUGGACCCCAUUUAAUAACUCUGUGGUUGUGGAUGGUAGUAAGAGUCCUAGAGACCGUGGAAGCACAUUGUGGUUACCACUUUCCAUGGAGCAUUUCAAAUUUUCUGCCACUAUAUGGCGGGGCUGAUUUCCAUGACUAUCAUCACCGUCUUCUGUAUACCAAGUCCGGCAAUUACUCGUCUACUUUCGUUUACAUGGACUGGAUAUUUGGUACUGAUAAGGGUUACAGAAAGCUGAAGGCUGUUAAGAGUAGUGAAGAUGAGAUUGAUGCCAAGCAAAUGUAAUUUGGUAUAUGACCAGCAUCAAUUGAAAACUAGAGCAUCCUUGUAAUGGGCAUCGGUUACAUUGUUCGUAAUUGCUUUACAUUUAUGUUCUAGUCUCUUUGUGUUUCCUUUGGAGUUGGAUCAAAGCUUGUUUUAAAUGAUUGUUUUUGUAUCCAAGUUCAGUGUUAGUGAGUUCUCUUUUAUCA
Messenger RNA from Daucus carota subsp. sativus, 1181 nucleotides. RefSeq names its product methylsterol monooxygenase 2-2. Gene Ontology annotation, molecular function: iron ion binding; C-4 methylsterol oxidase activity. Gene Ontology annotation, cellular component: endoplasmic reticulum membrane. NCBI's taxonomy places the organism in Eukaryota, Viridiplantae, Streptophyta, Magnoliopsida, Apiales, Apiaceae. Gene Ontology annotation, biological process: sterol biosynthetic process; 4-alpha-methyl-delta7-sterol oxidation. The coding region runs from base 187 to 996 and encodes 269 amino acids. The transcript has 7 exons. The record is from RefSeq and is a predicted model, not a curated record.